Amblyraja radiata (thorny skate) is the source of this 763-nucleotide messenger RNA. Its product is annotated as C-C motif chemokine 20-like. Gene Ontology annotation, cellular component: extracellular region. Gene Ontology annotation, molecular function: chemokine activity. The record is from RefSeq and is a predicted model, not a curated record. Gene Ontology annotation, biological process: immune response. Bases 79 to 387 code for a protein of 102 amino acids. The transcript has 4 exons. NCBI's taxonomy places the organism in Eukaryota, Metazoa, Chordata, Chondrichthyes, Rajiformes, Rajidae.
ACUGCACCUUCCCAUCAGAUCAGCUCUACACUCUCUUGAUCUCCUGAGGAUUGCCACCCGCUGCUUUACAUCAGUAGAAUGAAGCAAAUCAACUGUAGGAUUCUGCCCCUGGCAAUGUUCAUAGGACUGCUGAUGCUGAGCACCAUGGAAAAGUUCCCAUUUGCAGAUGCUCAAUCUCCAAUUGACUGUUGUCUUUCAUAUACCUCAAAACCUUUACCUUCGAAACUAAUUAGAGGCUACGUGAGACAGUUUUCAAAUGAACUCUGCAGCAUUGAUGCAGUCAUAUUUUACACAAGGAAACGCUUAAGUAUCUGUGCAAACCCUAAAGAUAAGUGGGUGAAAAAUGUAAUCGGAGUUUUUCUGAAGAAAGAAAUGAAACAGAAAUGAGAGACGGAAUCAUCCCAAUUCCAUGGGCACUAGGAAAUCCGACUUUCACAAUAUGAUGGAAAAAGACUAUUGUACUGAUUUUUUAUUUGUAAUUCACUUUGGUAUGUGAUUUGUACACCUCUCAUCUCAUCCACCAGAGAUACACAGCUUUUGACUUUCCGUCUCUCCAGAGAUGCUGCCUGUCUCACUGAGUUACUCCAGCAUUUUGCGUUACCCAGAUUUUGACUUUGUAAGCUAUUGUUCCUAAAAAUCAUUGUGAGUGCUUUAUUCAUCGUGUAUUUUACAGGUCAAUAAACAAUCUCAUAACAAUAUUUUGACCCUUUUGAUAUUGAUGUAUUCAUAUUUGAAUUAAACUGUUUCAUUGAUUAAGAUUAAA